This is a messenger RNA of Eleginops maclovinus (Patagonian blennie), 4633 nucleotides long. RefSeq names its product oxysterol-binding protein 2-like. Gene Ontology annotation, cellular component: intracellular membrane-bounded organelle; perinuclear endoplasmic reticulum; cytosol. Bases 302 to 2530 code for a protein of 742 amino acids. NCBI's taxonomy places the organism in Eukaryota, Metazoa, Chordata, Actinopteri, Perciformes, Eleginopidae. The record is from RefSeq and is a predicted model, not a curated record. Gene Ontology annotation, molecular function: cholesterol binding. The transcript is spliced from 14 exons.
UGCUACAGUCCUGUGAUGAUAGGGACGUCAUCAUGAUCUCCCCUUUCUCUCUCACUCUCAUCCACAGGCUUUAUUAUUACACGUAAUGCAGUUCAUUUAUUUUAUGUAAUAAUGUGCUCGUUGUGUAUUUAGCUGACACGUUUAGCGCAUCUACGUAGUUCUUUGUAAACUAUCUCAGGGUAAGCAGCCAACAGCUGCAAGCUAACAGUAGCUUUAGCUGAGGUGCAGUGCAGCUAGCUAACAGUACAGCUGUUGACUCCACCGACUCUCCGUCCAUCCCGCUGCCGAAGAAGAGGAGCAAAUGAACGAGCUGGUGAAGAGUUUGCCUUCCCCGACUUUCCCGGGGCUUCACCUGACGUGUCUGGACAGCGGGACCUACAAAGGCUGGCUCUUUAAAUGGACCAACUACCUGAAGGGUUACCAGCGGCGGUGGUUCGUCCUUAGCAACGGCCUGCUGUCCUAUUACAGGACUCAGGCAGAAAUGGCACACACCUGCCGGGGAACCAUUCCGUUGGCAACAACACACAUAGAGGUGGGAGACACCUGCCACUUGGUGUUAACUAGCAGAGGGCGAAGCUACCACCUGAAGGCGACCUCUGAGGGGGAGUGUCAGCGCUGGGUCACCGCCCUGCAGCAAGCUAAGGCUAGUUCCUCUCUGCUGAUGCAUCACUCAGAUGACUCAGGAGAUGAAGGUCCUGUACCUCAGGAGUAUCGAGCCCUAACCCAAGGGGUGCUCAAGACUCUGGCCAGCAAGCUAGACGACCUGAGCACCUGUAAUGAGCUGAUAGGAAAGCACGGCGCCGCCCUCCAGCGCUCACUCAGCGAGCUCGAAGAUCUACGUGGAUCCUCUGAAAGCUCGGACAAAGUGAAAGCCGUUAAUGAGCGAGCCACGCUUUUCCGCAUCACCUCCAAUGCUAUGAUCAAUGCUUGUCGUGACUUUCUGGACGUAGCUGAAUCCCAAAGCCGGAGAUGGCAAAAGACACUGCAGUAUGAGAGAGAGCAGCGUCACCACCUGGAGGAGACCAUCGAACAGUUAGCCAAACAGCACAACAGCCUGGAGAGAGCCUGGAGGGAGAAUCCCACCUCAUACACAGGAGUGGAGCGUUCUCAGGAGGGGGACGCGAGUGAUGAGAAUGACGACGCAGAGUUCUUCGAUGCCAUGGAGGACUCCCGUGCAUUCAUAACUGUGACUACUGGCAGCAUACGGCAUAAGCGCUCAGGGAGUAAUCAGAGUAUGAUGAGUGGAGGAAUGUCCAAUGACUGGACUCAGAAUGAGAAUGACACCUCAGGCACAAACCACAUCCAGCUACGAAGAACAAGACGCAGCCGUAUUCCUGACAAACCAAAUUACUCCCUUAACCUGUGGAGCAUCAUGAAGAACUGUAUUGGCAAAGACCUGUCUAAGAUACCCAUGCCUGUAAACUUCAACGAGCCGCUGUCGAUGCUGCAGCGUCUGACGGAGGAUCUGGAGUACAGCGAGCUCCUGGACCGGGCGGCUCGCUGCGACUCAUCUCUGGAGCAGAUGUGCCUGGUGGCUGCCUUCUCCAUCUCCUCGUACUCCACCACAGUCCAUCGCACAGCCAAGCCCUUCAACCCUCUGCUGGGGGAGACCUACGAGCUGGACCGGUUGGAUGAGUAUGGUUAUCGCUCCAUCUCUGAGCAGGUUAGUCAUCACCCACCAGCUGCUGCCCACCAUGUGACAUCACAGCGGGGAUGGACCCUGUGGCAGCAUAUCACUAUUGAUAGCAAGUUCCGCGGGAAAUAUAUCUCUGUCGUGCCAUUAGGAAACAUUCACCUGCAUUUCCACUCAAGCGGGAAUCAUUACGUGUGGAGCAAAGUGACCUCAACGGUUCACAACAUUAUUGUUGGGAAACUUUGGAUUGAUCAGUCUGGGGACAUUGACGUUGUAAACAACACCACCAAGGACACCUGCCGUCUCAAAUUCUCCCCCUACAGCUAUUUCUCCAGAGAUGUCCCACGCAAAGUGACAGGAGUGGUGGAGGACAGAGGGGGCACAGCCCAUUACAUCCUGUCAGGAACAUGGGACGACAAGAUGGAGAGCGCCAAAAUAGUGGACAGCAGCCAAGGAUGUGGAGGCUCUGAAGGCAAACAGAAGACAGUUUACCAGACUCUUCAGCCCAAAAUGCUGUGGAAAAAAUACCCUCUCCCAGAUAAUGCAGAGAACAUGCACUAUUUCUCCUCCCUGGCUCUUACUCUUAAUGAGCAAGAAGAUGGAAUAGCGCCCACCGACAGUCGUCUGAGGCCGGACCAGCGGCUGAUGGAGGCGGGAGUCUGGGAUGAAGCAAACAUCCAGAAGCAGCGUCUGGAGGAGUGUCAGAGGCUGGAGAGGAAAAAGAGGGAGGCGCAAGCCAAUCAGGCUCUGGAGGAAGGGCAAGACAUCGAGGGUUAUCAGCCACUGUGGUUUGAGAAGAGGACGGAUGAUUCGGGGGAAAGCACCUACAUCUACAGGGGCGGCUACUGGGAAGCCAAAGACAGACAGGACUGGAGCCAAUGCCCCGAUAUCUUCUAGGACAGAGGUUCCCCUUACAGCAUGUCCUCAGGAAAGCUGAGUGGUUCCUCCUUAUGAAAGGUUACUCCAUGGCUUAUGGACAGCUGUUUGUUUGUGUGUGUGUGUGUGUGUGUGUGUGUGUGUGUGUGUGUGUGUGUGUGUGUGUGUGUGUGUGUGUGUGUGUGUGUGUGUGUGUGUGUGUGUGUGUGUGUGUGUGAACAAAGUACUGAAAGCAGCCGUCACUCCCAGAAUUUCAAGCACAAAACAAGCUCCUACUUCCUUCUCUCUUCUGAUAUACUCUAACUUAUCUUGUCAGAAUGCAUGGCUUCAGUGUGUGUGAGUUGUAUGUGUAAGCUUAUUCAACACCGCGAAGAACUGAUUUAUGAGAGCACAUAGACUUCUCAUGUGUGUCUGUGUGUGUUGAGAGGGGGGGAUAGUGCCGGGGAAGUUUUGGUACUGAAUGUCUUGUUCUCCUCAAAGCUGGAACAACAUGUUCUUCAUGCUGUGCUCUGACAGAGACGCCAGGAUUUAAAGGAAAGUAGCAGGACUACGCUUUCUUUGACUUCUUCACAGCAGACCUUUAUUUAAUGAUCCUGCUGAUACAUUGGGAAUUUUUACUCAAUUGCCCAAACUGUAUCUUGAAGGGUUUACUGGACGCGCAUUUAAAAGCAGGAGUCGCACUUUUUGGACGGACUGAAUACACUGAUGUUGCACAGACACUGCUGCUUCCCACAUCUUGACAUCAAGCUUCUGUUUGACUAUAUUAAAGGAGCACCCCCCCCCCCCCCUUAUUAGCUAUUACUACACAGCCUGUGGAAACAGUUGUACAGUUGUAUGUUUUAACAGGCUCUGCAGAAAAUGUGUCCCUUAAGUAACUUCACUUGAGUAAUCUCUGAAAACACUAUUAGGUUGGAUUAUGGGAAAUGAAGGCUGCAUAGUUUUUUUAGCUUGACCCCUACUAAGAGUAAGGAUAUCUAGACCUCUGUUGCAUCUAUUCGGAUCACUUUCUUUUAAAUAUGUCUUUUAAGACUUAAUGCAAGCGCAACAGUAAUUAGCUGCAUGACCACACCGGAAACACUAAACCGGCUAAGCCUGGGGGAUUUUUUUCAGCAAAGAAUUAUAUUGGUGCUCAAUGGUAAUUUUAGCCUUAAUUAUGUAAUGAAGUAGUAAAUCCCAAGUAAUCACUGCAUCCCUAACUCUGAGAUUGUGUACAGAUUAUAGAAAUCCAUCCGGCUAUUUUUAGUUUGAGGGGAUAACAUUCAGGGUGAUUUAUUCUUGGUUUUCUCAUACUAUAAAGUAGCAACAAACUUGUUUUCCCAAUAGAAUAAACAGUAGAAAUUGCUAGCUCUGCAUUGGUGUCAAUAAUAACAUUUAUUUGGACAUGGCAGCUACUGCACGGUAACAUAGGAAGAAAAUACUCCCAGGUCAGAGACGUUUUAUGCAGCACAAUAGUAUGUUUUGGUUUUCAAUUAGCUGAAGGAUCAUUAUGUAAAGACAUCUGAUUCAAACACAUCAGUCAGGACCAGGAAACCUUAUUAAAGUACGCUUAGCAAUAGUUUUUGUGUGUACAUUAGUAGUAAAUAUAAAUACUAUAACCAAAAUAUAUUAACCUCUGUAUUUAUAGUUUUCAUCUAGCGGUUUACUAUAAUAGGGCAUGAUGCACAUGUACAUUUAGCCGGUUGCUUUUUGCCUGUAUAUAGCAAGAUUAUAAUAGAAAUAGAAUAGCCUAAUGUAGAAUCACUGUAAGGAAAUAUUGUUUCACAUUACUUGAACAUUUUGGGCACUUCUUAAAAUCUAUGUUUAUCUUAAAUGCAGUCAGGACUGUAUACUGAGAUGUUGGAGGAAUUAAAUGAUGAUUAUAAUAUAUAUAAUAAGAUGAAAGAAAUAAGGUGUUGUUUAAAUAAAGCACAAUGUUAUGUUGUCUUGCAGGUAAUUAUCAUGGUAAUUAUAAUAUAAUCUCAACAUAUAGCAUGGUUUUAGAGUGCUUAAGCAUAUCUGUAGUGGAAAGCCUCUUCACCUAGCUAAUUGUUUGGAUUCUUUACUGAAACAUGAUGUGAACUCACCUUUUGUGCCCAAUGAUCUGAAAAAUGUUAUAUUUUUUAGCUCAAUAAAAACAUAAAGCUG